UGGCGGCUCCGGCAUUCGGUGACCGUAGUCAUUAAACCUCGCAUUGUGGUUGUCACCUUUGGCCCUCGGAGACAUGGCGAGGAGCGUGGAGUCGCUGAAGCGGGACCCGAGGUUCGGGGUCGACUCCCGCUGGAGCUGGGUGACGGCGGGGUUCCUGAGUUUGGUUCUGUGCGGAGCCCUAAUGGGUCAGCAGGCGGCGGGAGUCAUCUUCUACGGCAUCAUCGAAGCCUUCGGCGUCACCAGGCAGCAGGCUUCGUGGCCACCGGUCGUCAGUGGCAGCCUCCUCGCCUUGGCAGCCCCCAUCAUGGGAUACUUGUGCAGGCGUUUCUCGUGUCGGGCCGUGCUGCUCGUCUGCCCACUGGUCGCCAGCGCUUCCGCCUGCAUCUGCUUCUUCGCUAACGACGUCCUCUUCCUCGUCGUUGCCUUCGGCGUCGUCCAUGGCACGGCGGUGUCUGGCGUAUAUGUCGCAGUGAACGUGCUGGUAUCGCAACACUUUGAGAAGCGCAGAACCACCGCUUGCUGCAUGAUAUUCCUGAUGAGCGGCCUCAACCUGAUCUACGUUCCACCACUGACCGAGCUGCUGCGUUCCACGUACGGUCUGAGAGGCAUGCUCCUUCUUCUGGGCGGAAUCAUACUGAAUGCCUGUCCAGCAGUCAUCGUCCUCCGAGGCCCCGCCUGGAUGGAUCGACCAGACGCACCUUCCGCCGGCAACGGCGUUGAACUCGCCAAGCACAAAACAGCAGUCGGGAAUUCGCAUUCGAGCGCAUUCCGCGACGAAAGCGGGACAGCGGCGGAAAAAGGUCAUACGGAGCGAUGCCUGUCGAACACCAGCCUUACUGAAGUUCGGAGUGUUCGAAAUGGCACAAAACACGUGAUCCUGUGCAACAUACACCCAGAAUCCGCGAAGACUACACAGUUCAGCGAAGUGGACAACGAAGGCUACUUUUCUGCACUAAGGCCAUUCGCUACGGUUGCCUUCGCCAUCAACGCUGCGUCCUUCAGUGUAGUGGUGUUCGGACUAACGACGUUUUUUCUACUUCACGUCGACAUGGCCGUCGACAGAGGAGUCACGCCCGCGCGUGCGGUGCUUCUCAUGAACGCCUUCGCCGCCGGCGACCUCCUCGUGAGACCCGCCAGUGGCGCUGUCAUCGACGCGGGACUGCUGAGCCUCGAUGUGGUGAUGCUUCUGGGUUACGUGAUUCAGGGCUGCGCCUUCGAACUGUUCGUGUGGCUUCGAAGCUUCCCGCUCAUGCUGGUCUGUUCGGCUCUGAUAGGAGUCAGCAACGGAAGUCGCAUCGCGCUGCAGGCGCCAUCACUCACCAGAGACUUUGGAGUGGAACCACUGCCUAUCUUGAUGGGCGGACUGGUGUUCUGCCAGGGAUUUGUACACCUAACGAGGCCCUUCUUGUUCGGUUACUACCGAGAUGGCCAGGGGUCGUACAACGGCAUUUUCCACGUUGUGGCUGUCUUAAAUGCUGCACUAGUAUUCGUUUGGUUAGUGAGGGUUAUCUUGAGGAGGCGCACAACGAAAAGGAGAACACAUAUGGCCACUAGGCUCUAAAACAAAAUAGUAACUGCUGAUCAGCUGCAGUUUCGGUAGCUUGGAAGCACGUACGUGUGGCUCAAGGUUUUACGUACCAGGACGUUGCACCAAUUUCCAAGUACAACUCGGUCCACAAGUUAGUCCCAAGGUGACAGUAGAGCAACAUGCUUAAAUACUACAACCGUUUAUUAUCCUAAUUGCGGCAUCAUCUACAUAUUUUUGUAGAUUUUCGGCACCUUUAUUUGUGACGUAAAUAAAGUACACAGCCGGUCUGAGACACCUCA
Molecule: messenger RNA, 1827 nt
Organism: Rhipicephalus microplus (southern cattle tick)
Lineage: Eukaryota; Metazoa; Arthropoda; Arachnida; Ixodida; Ixodidae
Product: monocarboxylate transporter 12
Biological process (GO): transmembrane transport
Molecular function (GO): transmembrane transporter activity
Source: RefSeq, a predicted model, not a curated record